CUAGCAUUCUCAACUGGUAUUCAUUGGAAUAUUAAAUCUCUAUAUAAAGCGAGAAACGGUAUUUCGGGUCCAAAACCGCAUUUGAUUUUCGGUAAUCUUUUCGAUAUUAAGGGAAUGUCAUCAUUGAAACAAAAACAAUAUUUGAUCGGAAAAUACGGUAAAAUUGUCGGUUUAUAUUACGGUUGCCGACCGGCAGUACAGGUAGUGGACCCGGAGCUCUGCAAACACAUUCAAGUCAAACACUUCCAGUAUUUUGUCGAUCGACCCCAUAGUCUAUCCGCAGUCUUUCAUCCGGCAAUGAAAGGCUCAAUACAACUGAGUCGCGGUCAGCGCUGGAAAGACAUCCGAUCGGUACAGACGCCGGCGUUCAGUACAUCCAAACUGAAACAAAUGUUUAAAUCGAUUGACGGGUCGAUCGAUACUUUUCUGGAUAUUUUGGCCAAAAAACAACAACAAAACAUAUCCGACACCAACAACAACAAUACAAACGAUUUCAAUAUCUAUGCUAUGUUUGAACUGUUGGCCGCCGAUAUUAUCGGUCGGACAUGUUUCGGCUACGAAACCAAUGUCCAGACAAUGACGGCGGACAAUAAAUAUCAUUUGUCUAACGCUCGGCCAUCGCCUAAAUGGUUAAGAUAUGUUGGCUAUUGUUUCCCUUCAAUGAGUCCAUUGGUCAAUAAGUUUUGCGAUUUAGUUGAUCUAAUCAAACAUCGGUUGAAUCUUCAGCCAACCGGUCGACUAUUGGAUAUGAGUCAAGAUUUUAUGGAUUUUAAAUUGAGAUCAAAUUCAAAUCAAAAACGUAAAGAUUUAUUACAAUUAAUGUUAGACACUGUUAACAGUCAAACAGGUAUUGACAGGAAUUAUAGCAAAAAUAAACAGUCAAUCAGUUUAUCCGAAUCAGAAAUUCGGGCCAAUUGUGGAUUCAAUUAUUUAGCCGGUUCUCGGACUACGGGUUCAACACUCGGGUUUGUUGCGCACAUACUGGUCAACCAUCCGGAUGUUCAGGAAAGGGUUCGGCAGGAAGUCCGGGAAUUGUAUGAAACUGAUGGUCGACUCGAUUAUAAUACGGUUACCAAACUCGAGUACAUGGAGUGUGUAAUCAAUGAGACGAUGCGUUUGUAUCCGUCGUCUAUAGAUUUCGCGGCCCGAGAAACCAUCGCCGACUACAAGUACUCCAACAAUAUAACUAUACCGAAAGGUACGGCCAUACAGUUUGCCACCUAUUAUAUGCAUCGCGAUCCAGACUAUUGGCCCGAACCGGAAAAGUUUGAUCCCGAAAGGUUCAGUUCAGGUGGUAGUCGUCGGCAUGAAUGGCAUCCGUACGCUUGGCAACCGUUUGGCAGCGGACCGCGUAAUUGUCCUGGCGUUAGGUUAGCCUAUUUUAUGAUGAAACUAUGUUUGGCCAAAUUGUUGAUCAAUUACCGACUGGAACCGGGACCGCGAACCGAAUUGGGAGACAUUGACUUAGAGACUAAAAUAAUUUUAAUGUUUCCCAAAAACGGAGUGUUUGUUAAAGUAGUCAAAAUUUAG
Molecule: messenger RNA, 1530 nt
Organism: Oppia nitens
Lineage: Eukaryota; Metazoa; Arthropoda; Arachnida; Sarcoptiformes; Oppiidae
Product: cytochrome P450 3A24-like
Exons: 2
Molecular function (GO): heme binding; monooxygenase activity; oxidoreductase activity, acting on paired donors, with incorporation or reduction of molecular oxygen
Source: RefSeq, a predicted model, not a curated record